UUUUUUAUACAGGCUGGAUGUUGUAAUGCCAGGUGCGAUUGCGAUAGACUAAGCUCGAGUUUUUUAGACAUAUUCCGCAAACCUGCAAGAUCAAGCUGCUCUGCACUGACAGUAGGCUACCGUGCGCUUUGACAGCUAACUGGCAGCGGAAACCGCGGAAACAGGAAUAGCAAGCCACCAGCUGCUCCGUGUCUGACACCGCCUGUCAAAACAAAAACGUCAUCUUCUGGAGGCAACCAUACAGUAUUGCUGUAGCCUACCUUGUCGCGGGACAAGUAUUGUCCCAUCACAAACGGGUUGACCUUAUUUAGUCUACUUCGCGGUGACCGGCAUGCUACUGCUGGUCUUAGCUGUCCCGCGUCAGCAGCUGUCCUGUUGCGUAGGUUCGGUGAUGGCAACUAACUCCCGGCUGUAAUCAUUAUUUAAUCAGCUUGUUUAUACGUUCGAGAGUGGGGCAGCAUCAAGGAGUGAUUGUUUGUUCGCCAGUAAUGCAGCAGUCGGAAAACAGCGCAGGGGAGGCUGCGGUAGAGCUUACCGACCUUCCCAACGCGCUUAUCGCAUGUAAAGUACUGGAGGAUGUCUUCAAUGACGACCAAUUGAAGGCUCGGUUUGAAGCCGUGUUCCUGGCCUUCGAUGCCGGCACAACGUUCCAGUUCUUCAAGAGUUUCCGGCGCGUGCGCAUCAACUUCACGGAUGCCCUCGCCGCGGCUGAGGCUCGCGAGAAGCUGCACAAGACUGACUUCAACGGCAAAGAGAUGCGCCUGUACUUUGCACAGUCGGUCCACAUUGGCAGCCCCAGCCUGCAGCCUCCCAAGCCGGACAAGCAGUUCCUCAUCUCCCCUCCGGCGUCCCCUCCGGUGGGCUGGCAGCAGACGCCCGACGCCCAGCCGCUUAUCAACUACGAUCUGCUGCGUGCCGUCUCCAAACUGGGGCCAGGGGAGCAGUACGAGCUCCACACCGGCACACCCACCACCCCCAGCGUGAUCGUCCACGUGUGCGAGACCGAGGAGGACAGCUCGGAGGGCGAGGCCGACGGCGGAGCGGACGGUGGCGAGGGGGGCAAGCAGCGCGCGCGCCCCAAGAUCAUCCAGACCCGCCGCCCAGACUUCGCCCCCGCCGUCACGCAGUGAGCCGCCCCGGCGUCAAGGUCCAGAGUUUUUUCAAAAGCCUGUGGUGGCGGUGGUCGCCAUGAAGCUGCUGUCUCUCUAUUUGUCAUCCCAAGCACCAGGGGGCGCUGGGGGGUGGGGGGGGGGAGUCUGCCCCCCACACACAUCACAGCCAGAGACGCCAGCAGCAACUCCUCAUCCGAAAAUACACUUUUCCUCUCUCCCACUCCCCAUCUCCCUCUAGCAUACGCAGAGGACCGGAGAUCCGUCGCAUCUGGGAUAUGGUCAUAACAUUGUAAACUGUUUUGUUUGUUUUUCUAAAAAAAAUCACAGCAGAUAUUGUGUCUCUUUUUUUUUUCUUUUUUGUCUUUUGCUCUGUUUGUGAUCCAGGACAACUGUGAGACGGAGGAAGAUGGACUGUACUAGCUGUUUUGUGUGGGGCUUUGACGCCUCCAUCUCCUGUGCUGAAUACAGCUCUGCCCCUUCCAGACAGGUGUGUGAGAGCAGUUGUGUUAACCGCUGUAAAAUACUGUGUCUUUUGUGUCCAGUGGAUGAUUGUGUCUUGCAUUGUACAGCCUCUCAAGGUUAUGGGGGAGGUUCUUUUUUCCGUAUUUGCCACUAUGAUCUUUGUGUCGUCUGUAAUGUAAAACAAACAUACAAACAAACAAACAAA
Molecule: messenger RNA, 1779 nt
Organism: Alosa sapidissima (American shad)
Lineage: Eukaryota; Metazoa; Chordata; Actinopteri; Clupeiformes; Clupeidae
Gene: rcan1b
Product: regulator of calcineurin 1b
Exons: 4
Coding region: 489-1130 (213 amino acids)
Biological process (GO): calcium-mediated signaling
Cellular component (GO): nucleus; cytoplasm
Molecular function (GO): calcium-dependent protein serine/threonine phosphatase regulator activity; nucleic acid binding
Source: RefSeq, a predicted model, not a curated record